Pogona vitticeps (central bearded dragon) is the source of this 2923-nucleotide messenger RNA. It is a transcript of the gene CAV1, whose product is annotated as caveolin 1. The record is from RefSeq and is a predicted model, not a curated record. Gene Ontology annotation, biological process: caveola assembly; regulation of cytosolic calcium ion concentration; negative regulation of endothelial cell proliferation. Gene Ontology annotation, molecular function: transmembrane transporter binding; molecular adaptor activity; protein kinase binding. Gene Ontology annotation, cellular component: perinuclear region of cytoplasm; sarcolemma; Golgi apparatus. Lineage: Eukaryota; Metazoa; Chordata; Lepidosauria; Squamata; Agamidae.
CCCACUCGGGCCGCCGUGGUUCUCCCUCGUGUUCGCUCGCUCCCUGUAUCUGUGUCCCGAGGGGGGGAGGGGGCGGAAAGCAAGGGAGAGAGGGGUUGCCCGGGCAGGAUUUUUCCCUUCUUCGGGUCUCUUGAAUAGCUAAAGCUCAGGAACACGCUUCGCGGCGCCUCCAGGAAGCCCAAAGCAGCAUGUCCGGGAGCAAAUACGGAGAGCCUGAGGAUUACAGCUACACUUGCCCCACCCGGGAGCAAGGCAACAUCUACAAACCCAACAACAAGGUCAUGGCCGAUGAAGUGAACGAGGAGUACCGCGAUGCCCACACCAAGGAAAUCGACCUGGUCAAUCGGGACCCCACGCAUCUCAACGACGACGUGGUCAAGAUUGAAUUUGUAGAUGUGAUUGCCGAACCGGAGGGGACCCACAGCUUUGACGGAGUCUGGAAAGCUAGCUUCACCACUUUCACUGUGACAAAAUACUGGUUUUAUCGCUUAUUGACCACAAUCUUCGGCAUUCCAAUGGCUCUCAUCUGGGGCAUUUUCUUUGCCAUUUUGUCGUUCUUCCAUAUCUGGGCAGUGGUGCCCUGCAUCAAGAGCUACUUGAUUGAGAUCCAGUGCAUUGGCCGUGUUUAUUCUAUUGGCAUCCACACCCUCUGCGACCCAAUUUACGAGGCCGUUGCCAAAAUGUUCAGCUCCAUCAAAGCAACAGUGCGGAAAGAAGUGUAAAUGACGUUUCAGAGAACCUGAAGAAUGGGUCUCCUCCACCCUUUGUGUCACUAUUUGGAGUGCCAGUCUCAAGGCUGUCAAUGGUUACCAACAUACAAUAAUACCAGAUAAUGAAAUGAUCAACCUGAACGCAGCAAAAGAAAUUGCUGACUCAAUUUUUCUUUAUCCCUCCUCAAUUUAUGUUACUCUUUUCAGGAGAGAGGUCAAUUUGCAUUUUUAAAAGUUUCUUUUUUUAAUGGCUGCUCUCCAAAUUCCUAUCUGCGUAUUGAUUUGCUGACCUUUUGACAAACCAGCUUAUGUUCUGCUUACCUCUUCUGUUUGUUUGUUGCACGUUAAAUUCAUGACGAUAUAAUAAAGAACUGCAAAAAUGCUUUCCAGCACUACUGUAAUACAAUACUGCUCUUCAUUUUACUGUGAGCAAUUUUUUUUAAAAAAGGCCUAAAGCUGUUGCAGCAUAAUGGACAUGACAAGCUGGCAGAUUUUAAAAGAAUGUUCUUUUUUCAGAUGUAUUGUCUGUCAACUGUAGCUCUUUACUGUAGUGGACCAUAUCUAACUGCUGCGCAGAGGGAGAUCUAAGUAAAUAACUAAUAUAUAUGUUCAACAAAGAGAAAGAGAGAGACAGAGAGAGAAAUCAAGUGCCUUUAGAAAGAUAAAGCCUUCAACUUGGACAUCCACAGAAAGCUGUCCUGUGUUGUUGACCCUCUGGAGAGAUUAUUUGCAGAUCUUUAUCAUAUGUUACUAAAAGAAUGCCUUAAUGCUUUUUAAAGAAAUACUGAAUUAUUCAUCUAUAUCUCAGUGUCAUGAACUUCUGAUCAGCUGGCUCUCGCCUGUGAUUCUCCACAUCUCCCACUUGAGAUUCCCUAAAUGGAUACACAGUUCCAAUGCGCACCACUGAAUGACGACUCCUGCAAAUUUUGAUGUUCAGGAUCAAAACUGAAGUCAGAAAUGUAUUGUGAAUUUAUUUUCUUGAUUUUUGAGUCCAAGUGUAAAAGCACUUCCAUCAGCAAAACUCAUAUGGCAGGGUUCAUACUGGAUAAUGAUUUGCCCCUUAGCAAAUAUUAGUCUUUUUUUUUUAAAGUAACUUGUUCAUAAACAGAUGUUUCAAAGAAAAUAAGCAAAUAUUAGUCUCCCUGUGAAGGGACUUUACAGACUUUUCAAAAUGGGUGUUUUGGUUUCUCCAACUCGUGUGGCACCAUGCUAAGCUAUGAACUGGGUUUCUACAAUUGGUUUGAUGUGGCUGUUUUCUGUGAGGGGCCAGCUUCACAAUCCCUUGUCCGUCAAGGCCAGCAUGUUGCUAGCACACCCACGCUUUGCUUACUUCAUGCUAAUACGCUACAAGUGUGGCUUCAGCAACACUAUAUUAUAAUUGUCUCACCACCAAAUCCCUGCCUAAGCUGUACACAUGAAUCAGAAAGUCUUUAUAGAAGUCAUUUGUGCAAAGCUGACAUAAAAAAAAAUUGCAGAAAUAAAGCAUUUGCAAUGUAAUGUCAUGCUGUGACCUGCUUGGAGGCUUUAGACUCACUAUAAUGUAGCUGCAGUGAGAUAAUAUGUCUGUUGGUUUUGCAUGAAUUGGUUGCUUUUUCCAUAGUUGUGAGGUUAAGCUAACUGAGAUAAGUCCUUCUGAACUGAAACUGAGGAAUUUCAAGGCUGGUUGAGGUUCAGUCAGCACCACACACAAAAAAGGCCCUCAUGUUGCCCAUCCCUGCCAUAGUGCUGUUCAUUGAGACCAAUACCAGACCAAAGUAUUUGGCUUCCUUAAGUGGAGCCCAAAUUGCACCUUUCUUCCUCACCAGCUUUGUCAGUAAUAAUGCUUUAGAAAAUAUUCCCGCCUACAUCUGUUACCCACUCCCUUCAUCCACAGUGUCCUCUGUGUUAGCUUGUCUCAUCCUGCCACAUGGCAAGGCUGGUUCUCCAUGGGACAGGUCCCUAAUAAGCAUGCCUGAGAGGGUGAUACUACUCCACUAUCAAAACUGCCCAACUAGUGAAUUAGAAGUAACUUGUGUUUGCAGUGCCAGGACUUACUACAGACACAUCUGGGUUUGUUUCCUGAAAUUAGUUUUCCCACCAUUUCUACAAGGUGGUUCUGUAAACUGCCACAGGAAAGGAGAUCACAAUGGCCUGGGUGACAGUUAAUUACAUCAAGCUCUCAGGUACCAUACCCUGCAGGAAAGUAACAACCCACUGGUUUCAAUAGCUUGCUU